CUGCUGGACGCGAGCAUCGCGCUGGCCGACGUGGUCGACGGCGGCCGCGAGGCCAAGGAGAGAGGCCGCUCGCGCUGAGCCAGGGCGCCACAGCGCUGCGGAACGCGGCCAACGGCAUCCUGGACGAGGACCUCGACGCGGCCUGGGGGGAGCUGGAGGUGGCGGCCGGCUCGUGCGAGAUGUACCUGCCCGGCUUUGCCUGCCAGGGCCUGGUCGACCUCUUCAGCUACGAGGAGAGCCCUGCUGCCAGGCCGGCCGGCCGGACGCCAGCCGCUCCCUGCAGCUGAUGUGCGGCGCGCUGGCCGCCAGCGCCCGGCGGGCCAAGGCGGCGAAGCUCUACCAGGGCGCCGAGCUGCUGGCGGGCGCCUCGGAGAGGCUGCGCCGGGCCGCGGGGCUCUUCGAGCCAGGCGGCUUCUACAUGCCGCCGGAUCCCCGCGUCUACGACUUCGGGGGCUGGGACUGGGACGUGGCCCAGGAGCCCCAGGAUCGGAGGACGACGCCCUGCUCGCCGGGCUGGCCCCCGGCAGCUACGCCGACUGGCGGCCAGGAUCCGGGAGGAGCUCGACGGGGCGGACACCGAGGAGGCGCGGCGGACCGUGCUGAGGAGGCUGGUGCGCGUGGCCCACCCGGACCAGAACCCGGGGCACGAGAAGGAGAGGUCGUGCCCGUUUUCCGCUACGUGCAGCGGCUGCGCGCCCGCGUCGGCGGCGAGGAGCCGGGCAGGCGGGAGCCUGGGCCCACGAAGAGCCAGCCCGGCUGGAUGCGCUGA
Prorocentrum cordatum is the source of this 769-nucleotide messenger RNA. NCBI's taxonomy places the organism in Eukaryota, Dinophyceae, Prorocentrales, Prorocentraceae. The record is from the annotation of a GenBank genome assembly.